This is a messenger RNA of Naegleria lovaniensis, 357 nucleotides long. RefSeq lists its product as uncharacterized. The transcript is spliced from 3 exons. Gene Ontology annotation, cellular component: cytoplasm. Lineage: Eukaryota; Heterolobosea; Eutetramitea; Acrasida; Naegleriidae. The record is from RefSeq and is a predicted model, not a curated record. Bases 1 to 357 code for a protein of 118 amino acids. Gene Ontology annotation, biological process: protein peptidyl-prolyl isomerization. Gene Ontology annotation, molecular function: peptidyl-prolyl cis-trans isomerase activity.
AUGUCUGAUUGGACUCCCAUUUCCCAAGAUCAAAGAUUGAAAAAGAAGAUACUUACUCCAGCUCGCUCGGAUGAGCAACCACCAAUUGGAUCAAAGGUUUCUGUUCAUUAUACUGGAACAUUAACCAAUGGCAAAAAGUUUGAUUCCUCUCUCGAUAGAGGACAACCAUUCGUCUUUACUUUGGGCAAAGGAGAGGUGAUUCGUGGUUGGGAUAUUGGAGUUAAAUCAAUGAAAAAGGGUGAAAAGUCAUACUUUGAAAUUCCUUCAGAUUAUGCAUACGGAAACACUGAAAUCCCUGGCCUCAUUCCAGCAAAUUCAACAUUGAUGUUUGAAAUCGAGCUGUUGUCAUGGAAGUAA